AUGUCUGCGGAAGGGUCAGCUAGUGCUCCAGCAGGGAGACACGCCAUUGGUAUUUCGUUUGGAAACUCAAAUAGCAGCAUUGCGAUUACCUCCGGCGACGACAAGGCCGAGGUUAUUGCUAAUGAAGACGGAGAUCGCCAGAUCCCUUCGAUUUUAUCAUACGUUGAUGGGGAGGAAUAUAAUGGCCAGCAGGCCAAGCAACAGCUUAUUAGAAACAGCGGCAACACAGUCGCCUAUUUCAGAGAUUUCUUAGGUCAAGAAUUCAAAUCAAUAGAUCCAACCCACUGCCACGCAUCUGCCCACCCCCAGGAACACGAGGGUACCAUCGCUUUCACGAUCCAGGACAAGGAAGGGGACGAAAAAUCGACGGUCACAGUCUCUGAAGUUGCUACUCGCCAUUUUCGACGACUGAAGCAAUCUGCGUCUGAUUUCAGCGGCAAGGAGGUCACUUCGGCGGUCAUCACAAUCCCCACAAACUUCAGCGAAAAACAGAAAGAUGCGCUCAUCAAAGCUGCAGCCGAUGCCGGUAUUGAGGUCCUUCAACUCAUCCACGAGCCUAUAGCUGCACUUUUGGCAUAUGACGCCAGACCCGAGAGCAAGGUCUCUGACAAGAAUGUGGUUGUGGUCGACCUUGGAGGAACACGAUCCGAUGUUGCUGUUAUUGCGUCCAGAGGGGGGAUGUAUACAAUCUUGGCGACCGCACACGAUUACGAAUUCGCUGGUGUACAUCUUGACAAGGUUCUCCAAGACCAUUUCUCGAAGGAAUUCAUCAAGUGGAACUCGAUUGACCCACGAGAAAAUGCUCGAAGUUUGGCAAAAUUAAAGCUGGAAGCAGAGGCCACCAAGAGAGCUCUCAGUAUUGGAACCAACGCAAAUUUCAGCGUGGAGAGUUUGGCAGAAGGUAUUGAUUUCUCUUCGACCAUCAACCGUCUCCGAUAUGAAACUAUUGCGCGCAAGGUUUUCGAUGGCUUCAACCGUCUAGUUGAAGGUGUGGUUAAGAAGGCAGGUUUGGAUGUAUUGGACAUUGACGAAGUUAUCUUAUCCGGAGGAACGUCGCAUACCCCAAAGAUCGCAUCCAACUUCCAAGCCAUUUUUCCGGAUAGCACAACGGUUUUGGCUCCGUCAACCACAGCGACUGCCGUCAACCCAUCGGAGCUUCAGGCUCGCGGUGCUGCUCUGCAAGCAUCUUUAAUUCAAGAGUUUGAGUCUGAGGACAUUGAGCAGUCAACGCACCCAGCGGUCACCACUGUAAAGCACCUUUCAAAAGCAAUUGGUGUUCUAAGUAUAUCUGGCGAUGGGGCAAAGGGAGUUUUCUCACCUAUCAUCACUGCGGAAACUGCCGUACCAGCUAGAAGAACAGUUCAUGUUGCCGCACCUAAGGAGGGUGGUGAUGUUUUGAUCAAAAUCGUUGAGGGAGGAAGCCACAUCAAGGUCACUAAACCAGAACCAAAAGCGAAAGAGAACGGCACCAAGGACGAUAGCGAUGACAGUGACGAAGAUAGUGAUGAUGAGCCAGAAGAACAGCGGGAGAAGGUUUGGAAAACCGGUAGUGUCCUUGCUGAGGCCGCGGUUAAAGGAACCAAGAAGGGCAGUAAGAUCGAAGUGAUGGUUAAUGUUGCUCAAGACCUCGCCGUCACUAUCACUGCGAGAGAAGUUGGCGCGAAAGGUGGUGUAAAAGGCAAUCUUACCGCACCUUGA
Molecule: messenger RNA, 1698 nt
Organism: Glarea lozoyensis ATCC 20868
Lineage: Eukaryota; Fungi; Ascomycota; Leotiomycetes; Helotiales; Helotiaceae
Product: Actin-like ATPase
Exons: 3
Coding region: 1-1698 (565 amino acids)
Biological process (GO): protein folding
Cellular component (GO): cytosol; nucleus
Molecular function (GO): ATP-dependent protein folding chaperone; ATP binding
Source: RefSeq, a predicted model, not a curated record